AUGAGUCAGAGAAAGCGGAAGCACGCAGAGCGGAGCACACCAGCCGAGCCAGGCGAUGACAUCAUUGCGUUGCGUAUAGUCAACAGCACUAGAAAGCAGUACGAAGGGACACUGGCACGCUUAGCCCGUUGGGUAGAAAAGGAGCACCCUGAGUGCAUUCAACAUGGCGAGAUCGUGCUGCCAAUAAGUGUGUCUUUGUGCAAGGUGUUUCUCACGUACUCGUCAUACAAGCGAAAUCGUGCCGGCGUGGAACUGGUACCUCAACGGUUCAACUCCAAUGCUGCCAUCAGUGGUGUUCUAAGUGCCAUCAAGUACUUGUACACUGAGCGACCCCAAACGUUAGAUCACGAACUCGAAACCAUGAUGAAUGUCGACGGCAAGUCUCGAGCCCACGACGGCCAAUGCACCUGCUGCCACCCCGGUCCCCUGGUGGACCCUGCAAAAAAACCUUUCCUUCUCCAAGUUGGCGUGCCCGAAGGGAAAGGUGUACGACUUGUGGAACCUACAUCUACCUCGAAAGACUUCGCGACCCGGGCAGACCAAGCGAACUUCUCCAAGGCCAAGAAAGUCAUGUUGGCGCUGCUGGAAACAUCAAGACGUUCAGAGCAAGAGGUGACGGCUACGGACGAUUGUGCCAUCGACACCUCGGCACGCCAGAUGCAAGCGCUGUGGGCGAACGUCGUCUUGGAGAUAUGA
Aphanomyces astaci is the source of this 696-nucleotide messenger RNA. RefSeq lists its product as hypothetical. NCBI's taxonomy places the organism in Eukaryota, Oomycota, Saprolegniomycetes, Saprolegniales, Verrucalvaceae. The transcript is spliced from 3 exons. Bases 1 to 696 code for a protein of 231 amino acids. The record is from RefSeq and is a predicted model, not a curated record.